AUGUUGGCAUCAUUAAGACAAUCAGCUAGUCUAUUGACUAGAGGUGUGUCAUCACUCUCAUCUAGACUAUACUACGGCACAACAACAAAUAAUAAUACAAAUGAUGCGACAUCAACAUCAUCAACAGGACCAAGCAGCAACAGCGAGUCUACAACACACUUUGGCUUCCGUACAGUGAACACUGAACAAAAGGAGAGCAUGGUCAAGGAGGUGUUCGACUCUGUCGCCUCAAGCUACGAUAUAAUGAACGACGCAAUGAGUUUGGGCGUGCACAGACUCUGGAAGGACGAGUUCAUGAACACUCUGAACCCAACACCCGGUUCACAUCUACUAGAUGUUGCUGGAGGAACGGGUGAUAUAUCAUUCAGAUUCCUCGACAAGAUCAAGUCCUCACCAUACUACUUGCCAAGACCAAGCUCGGGAAGUGCACCAACUGGCGCAUCACCAUCAUCCUCAGCGAUCGUCUAUGAUAUCAAUCAAUCAAUGUUGGACGAAGGAAAGAAGAGAAGUGUUAAACUCGGCUACUCAGAUCUCUCAGACCCAUCGAUCGACUUUGUUCAAGGCAACUCUGAGCAUCUCCCAUUCAAGGACGAGACGUUCAACUGCUACACAAUCUCAUUUGGCAUUCGUAACUGUACAAACAUCGACAACGUCUUGACAGAGGCGUACCGCGUGCUCAAGAAGGGCGGUCGCUUCAUGUGUCUAGAGUUCAGCCAUGUGCCCAACCCUCUGCUGCACUUUAUGUACGAGAAGUACAGCUUCAACGUCAUCCCCGUGAUGGGUCAGCUGAUAGCAGGCGAUCGUGACAGCUAUCAGUACCUUGUGGAGAGUAUCCGCAAGUUCCCCAAACAAGACGAGUUUGCCGAUAAGAUCAGACGUGCCGGCUUCAAGCAGGUCACCUACAAGAACCUAACAUUUGGCGUCUGCGCCAUCCACUCUGGCUGGAAGGUGUAA
Molecule: messenger RNA, 954 nt
Organism: Acytostelium subglobosum LB1
Lineage: Eukaryota; Evosea; Eumycetozoa; Acytosteliales; Acytosteliaceae
Exons: 3
Coding region: 1-954 (317 amino acids)
Biological process (GO): ubiquinone biosynthetic process
Molecular function (GO): methyltransferase activity
Source: RefSeq, a predicted model, not a curated record